Neocloeon triangulifer is the source of this 4103-nucleotide messenger RNA. RefSeq names its product semaphorin-5B (gene Sema5c). The transcript is spliced from 12 exons. Bases 230 to 3307 code for a protein of 1025 amino acids. Lineage: Eukaryota; Metazoa; Arthropoda; Insecta; Ephemeroptera; Baetidae. Gene Ontology annotation, biological process: semaphorin-plexin signaling pathway; axon guidance; positive regulation of cell migration. The record is from RefSeq and is a predicted model, not a curated record. Gene Ontology annotation, molecular function: semaphorin receptor binding; chemorepellent activity.
GUCCGGAGCGCGAGCAUCACCGCGUCGCUCUCUCUCGUCCUCUCCAACACACCCACAGCCCCUUGGGUGCGUUUUUUUUAUACCUUGAGUGUACCUUUAAAAACGCACACCUGAUUUUUGUCUCAAGUGCCUUAUUCGAAUCGGUGCUCGAUUUCUGCUCGUUCUCUUCGGAAUUAUUCAUCAUGCACCGUUUCCGCAUCGGCUCUUCGUAAAUCGACAGGGUGCAGAGAUGGCCGCUUUUCUCUGCUCGCCGUGGCUGCUGCUGCUCCUGUUGAGCACCCCGGGCCUGCGGGCGGCCGACGCUGACUCGGAUUUCCGUUUCAUCCCCCACGAGGACCUGUUGGCUUCCGCGGACAGCUUUGACGAGCCAGGCGUGUCUUCGUACUCGGUGCUGCAUUUUGAUCUGGCCAGGAAUCAACUGCUGGUGGGAGCCAGGGACUCGUUGUUUCGGUUGUCGCUGCGCGGCCUCUCGUCGCUGGAGCGCGCCAGGUGGGAGGCGCCCGUCGAGAAGACGAUCCUGUGCCAGGACAAGGGUCAGCGGGAGCAGGACUGCCACAACUUUGUCAAGGUCCUGCAGGUCAGCGGCAAGAAGGUCUUCACCUGCGGCACCAACGCGUACUCGCCGCUCUGCUCCUGGCGGGAGGUGGACAAUUUGAACAAAGUUUUGGAAACGGUGUCCGGCACUGCCCGGUGUCCGCACUCGCCGAAUGCCAACAGCACCGCUCUGAUGACCAGAGACGGUCGCUUUUUCGCCGCCACGACGACCGAUUUUUCCGGCGCCGAUCCUGUCAUCUCCAGGAGCAUGGGUGGCAUCGAAACUUUGCGCACCAGUCAGUACAACAGCAUGUGGCUCAGCGAGCCGGACUUUGUGGGAGCCUUCGAGAACGACGAGUUUGUCUACUUCCUUUUCAGGGAAAGCGCCGUGGAAUACAUCAACUGCGGAAAGAUUAUUUACUCUCGUGUGGCCCGCGUUUGCAAAAACGACACCGGUGGCCAACUGAUGCUGAAAGACAACUGGACAACCUUCCUGAAGGCGCGCCUCAACUGUUCGGUGCCCGGCCAGUACCCCUUCUACUACAACGAGAUCCAGGGCUUCAGCUACGAUGAGCCGCAAGGGCUCGUCUACGCCACUUUCACCACGCCACAGAAUAGCAUUGCUGGUUCGGCCAUCUGUGCGUUCAACAUGACCGCGAUCAACACGGCCUUCAACGGGGCCUACAAGCACCAGGCCCACCCAGGAGCGUCUUGGGAAAGGCACAGCCCGGCCCACAGCUCGCAUGGCAAGUGUCCAACGCCAGGAGGUGGACUUCCUCGAGGCCUGGUCGACUCAAGCAAGUACCAAAUGAUGGACGAAGCCGUCAAACCCCUCACUUUGCAGCCACUGCACAUUUCCCAACCCCUGGAGCGACUCACUCGAAUCGCCACUUUCACCGUUGACACAAAACUGCACAGGGCAGUGACUGUCAUGUUCGUCGCCACCAGCGACGGGAAGAUCAAGAAACUGGGCGUUUUGCCUCGAACAAUGAGCACCUGCGUGUUGGAAGUGUGGGAACCGUUUUCGCCCAAAGUCAGAGGCUCUGCCAAAAUCAUGGAUCUGAGAUAUCUUAAAGAUACCGACUCUCUUUACGUGGCCUCGACGGAAGGAGUCCUCAGGGUGCCUGUGCAGCACUGCGCCAGGUUCCCCUCGCGCCAAGCCUGCCUGAACGCCCAAGACCCUCACUGCGGGUGGAACGAACUGAAGCUCUCCUGCACGCCUCCGCCAAACAAGGACCCUCUUGCUCUACACUGGGAGCAGAGCGUGACCAGGUGUCCGGUGCUGACUGACCCUGUAGAUGGCUCGUGGGGCAGCUGGUCUGCCUGGUCGAGCUGCGCCUACAAACAGGGCAGCGGCGACCAGUGCCUGUGCAGAAUGAGGCAGUGCAACAAUCCUGCGCCGCAACACGGAGGAAAGAAUUGCGAGGCGGGGCCAAGCAUCGAAGUGACAAACUGCACGCAACACGGCGGCUGGACGGCGUGGUCUCAGUGGUCGGCCUGCUCACAGACCUGUGGGGUGGCCGUCAAGUCGAGACGCAGGACCUGUGGCAACCCGGCACCUGCCUUCGGAGGCAGAGUUUGCGUCGGACAAGACCACAGUGAAAUUUAUUGCUCUGCCAAUCCUCCAUGCCCAGCAAAGCAAGGACCUCCUCCAAGGGAUGGGCACUGGUCGGAAUGGGGCGCUUGGUCCACCUGCAGUGCAGCAGGUUGCGGGACAGGACUUCGAACUCGAAGGCGCAAAUGCGACUCUCCAAGCCCACAGAAUGGAGGUCAAGAGUGCCCUGGUUGCGCCGAACAGAGUGAAUUGUGUAGCGGUGGCGAAAACUGCCCCGAAGUUCGGAAACUCUCCCCCUGGACACCUUGGCUGGCAAUUUCAGCAAACGCAUCAGGUGGCCCUGUGAAGGAACGUCGAUACAGGUUCCAGUGCCGCGCACCUGCAACUGAUCCCAAUCUGGUCAAACUCACUCAGGCCAAGGAGGAGGAAAGAAGCUGUAUUGGAUCUUCGUGCUCCAAACCUGGCACACCUUCAGGUGUUUCUCACGGUCAAUGGGGAUGCUGGAGUGACUGGUCUCCGUGCUCAGUGACCUGCGGCCUGGGCAUCAGGGUGAGGAGCAGACCUUGUCUCGGCGCCUCUUGCGAUGGUCCUACGACGAUGGAGGAAAGCUGUGAGGCUUCAGUCAGUUGCCACUCCCUGGCUGGCUGGCAGCCUUGGACUGAGUGGUCCCUUUGCAACGAAGAUGGCGAGCAGUACAGAAAACGGUCAUGUCUGGCCUCGAAACCCGGCCCACAGCUUUGUGUCGGCCCCAACAAGCAGACAAGGAUGUGCGUCGCAGUGCAUUUGGAGAACGAACUGAACAUCAUCCCUGACUCCAGUGCUGCCCACGUCGCCUCUCACCCUCGAGAGCAUGAUUCAGUAGGGGUGGUGCUGGGUGCAAGUACGGCCGCCUUUCUGGCCGGUCUUAUAUCGGCCACGGCGGCCGUGGCCACAAUUGUGAUUUUGAAGCGGCGGCAGCGGAUGAAGAGGAGCCCUGGCAGGGUCCCCGGCAGCCCGCACUACAUCCCAGCCAGACAAAACCCGUACGUGUCUGUACCGAUGCAAAGAGGGGUGGCCGACGGGAAAAAUGCUCUUCUGGACAACGAGGACAACACAACGCCCAAAAUCUUCAGUCCAGUCAAACCAGCCGAGUACGAGACUGCCACAAUCAAGAGGAACUCGCAUAGUUUGGCAAAUGGUCACAACCUGAGGGCGGAUCUCGACGAUCACUUCUUCUAAACGCCCAAGUGUUCAGCAUCUUUUGGACUCCUAAAUUUGAGCCCAGCAAGUGCCUUUUUUAUAUAAAUGAACAAUUUAAGUGCCUUUGAUAGUGCCCUUAUUGUUGUGCGAAAAACCAAAUUAUGGGUGCACAUCUGUAUUAAGUGACGAAACAAAAAGUUGAGGAAAUUUCAAGAGAAGCCCGAAUUCUCUCUCUGAUUGUGAUUGACUUAUCGAAGAUACAUGGCAUCGACUUCACACUUGUGCCAUAGUGCUAAAAAGACUGCAAUUUAUUAUCUCUACGUUGAUAUAUAUUUUUGGUUGCAAUAUUUUUUUCUGAUGUAUCAAACCCACCUCUCUUUGUUCUGAAAGUUCGAAAUGUACUUUUUUUUUAAACUGAACGAUAUAACUCGCACUCUUUGCGUGCCUUGUGAUAUAAUUAAUUUUUUAACACUGCUAAACUGACCAUUUUUGACAUGCCAUUUUUAUUUCAAAACAAACAUAUUUUCUCACUACAGUCCAUAUCACCUAAGUUUUCAAUAAAUCCGUUCAAAAUUAUCAUUUCCAUCCUGCUAUUAACCAAAAAUAAUAAAAUACAACAUUAAUUAUUUUUGCUUGACGCAAUUUUGCAGAUUUAUUUUCUUAUGGAAUUUUGUAUAAAAUACAUUUUAAUACUGACGAGUGGGAUGAAUGAAUGUUGGCUAGUAUUUGCGCAUUGCAUUUGUAAUGAUUGAGCAAGAGAUUUGUUUAAAUGCUGAAAUUAAAUGGAUUUGAAGAUGGAGAAACUGAUGAAAUAAAAUUAUGUUUAAUACAAAUA